AUGUCUAACCAAUUUGAUCAGAGCCAAGGGCAAUCUUGGGCGCAGUUCGGUCAGUUGCUGGUAGCUGCCGGGCUCUCCGCCGCAAUCGGCAUCGAACGAGAAUUGCAGCAUAAGAGCGCUGGGUUGCGUACUAACACCCUUGUUGGGAUAGGCGCCGCUCUUUUUAUGUUGAUAUCGAAAUUUGGCACCCUUGAUGUUCUAAGUGAUUUGGUUGUACUAGACCCAUCGCGGAUUGCAGCCCAGAUUGUGUCUGGAAUUGGGUUCAUCGGUGGUGGGCUCAUCUUCAAGCAUCGGAACGAGGUCCGGGGCCUCACCACAGCAGCCGCAGUCUGGCUAAGCGCAGCAGUGGGAGCCGCAUGUGGUGCCGGACUCCUCAGGCUAGCAUCCGUCUCUACUCUGCUAUAUUUUAUCACGGUUUAUAUCUAUCCGACAUUCUGGCAUUUUCUGCAACGACGCUUCCAUCUGCAAACUGCCAUGGAAGUUUCUGCUGUGGUCCGCUACCGCGCCAGAGACGAUGGCCUACAAGCUAUUCUGCAAACUCUGAUGGGAACUGGCUUCUACUUGCGAUCGGUGACACGGCUAGAAGAGGUGGCGACGGAUCAGGCGGGGAGUCCCUCAUCAGCCGCAAAGGAUCAAUCACAAUCUGUGUCGAGUCUGAGAAGAUCACAAAUGGGACUACAAAUAGAUGUUGGAAAGCAAAGCCGAAUCUUUGAUGUCCACCUCACAGUAAAUGGCCUCAGGACAGCGAAUGACUUAAUGCAUGCUCUUUCCCAAUUGGACUGUGUCAUUUCUAUAUCUAUUGCCGAUGAUCAGAUGUAUGCAGUACAAGAAGAGCAUGUGGCAGUCUGA
This is a messenger RNA of Penicillium samsonianum, 849 nucleotides long. RefSeq names its product MgtC/SapB family protein. Bases 1 to 849 code for a protein of 282 amino acids. Gene Ontology annotation, cellular component: membrane. The transcript has a single exon. The record is from RefSeq and is a predicted model, not a curated record. NCBI's taxonomy places the organism in Eukaryota, Fungi, Ascomycota, Eurotiomycetes, Eurotiales, Aspergillaceae.